Messenger RNA from Colletotrichum scovillei, 2676 nucleotides. RefSeq lists its product as uncharacterized. Gene Ontology annotation, molecular function: serine-type endopeptidase activity. The transcript has 5 exons. Bases 64 to 2676 code for a protein of 870 amino acids. Gene Ontology annotation, biological process: proteolysis. NCBI's taxonomy places the organism in Eukaryota, Fungi, Ascomycota, Sordariomycetes, Glomerellales, Glomerellaceae. The record is from RefSeq and is a predicted model, not a curated record.
CACGGGGCCGUCUUUUUGCGACUGGGUGCUUCAGGAAAGUAUUCGAGAUACCCCAUCUCGGCCAUGAAGGAAGAUAUGCUACCCUUCGCGCUCAGGGCGACUGACAUGUUUCGCAAAGUUGUGGAGGGGCUGCUGCAAGGCAAGCGGAAUAUGGAGUAUUUCAACCUUCUCGACUCAGCUUUGACGAAUGUCGUGCAAUGGCUGAAAGAAUUGCCACGUGUCUUCGACAUAAAGACAUCGCCGAAAGAAGUCUUCCGUCUAUUGGUCAUUCUCGAGAACCUGAUCCAGUGGCCAAGGAAACCCAACAGGCAUUUCAAAUCUCUUGAUCCUAUUGCAUACGAGCAGGGAUGGUUUCCUGGACUGUCAGAGUUCAUCAAACACCCCGAAACGGGGAAAGCAUUGUUGAGAGUGUUUGCAACAAGCACCAAAGCUUCAAAGGCCCGCCAGAAGCUGAUAGAGUCGCUCGAGAAAUUCACCAGGACAGAGCCCUCCGCAGUUGAACAACCGAAGCUAGCGGAAGUCGUGCAGACAAGACACCAGACGUUAGCCCAAGACAACUAUCAGUAUCACCUUGCUGAGUUGCACAGAGUGCUUGCGAUGAAUUGCAUUUGUCAACGUGGAGUCGACGAGAUGGCCAUUAGGGUGAAUUUGAGGUUGAGAGGGUUCGAAAGAGAUGAAAAGACACCCGAGGAUGUCACCUUUGGCGUUUUCUUUCUCGACCACCCCCACGAACACCACGGCAGCGAAGUAUGCCAUUGGCAAGACACAAAGAUCUGUAUUUCCAAGAAGAGGAGGAUCACCUUCGCAGGUUUUCCAGAGCAGCUAUCACACUCAAACUGUCAGAUACUUUCUAAAAAGGAGUUCUGCGAUAUAAUAUCGCAUCGCCAGCAAGCUCAACUACGCCUCGUUGCGCAAAGCGAUGACUUGGCCGUCAGAGAAUACGCUCCGUUAUCACGAUUCUUCUGCCCAUAUACUUCAAGCUUUAAACUUUCUGAAAUACUUGACGAUAAACUAAAACGAAAGCAAAGACUGACGAUAGCCUAUCUUGUGGCCAAUGCCGUAUGGCAGUUUUACGAUUCAACUUGGAUGCGAAAGGAAUGGAAUAAAGACACCAUCCAUUUCAUGCUUGAACGUCGUGGCAACACGGCCAAAGCAAUAUACGUCAACGAGCCGUUCCUUUCAACCCGUUUCGAUGCAGCCGAGCCUCCCUCCGAGGACAGGAUGAAAUUUCGAUAUCAUCCCCUGCCUAAGAUUCUAGCGCUUGGCAUCAUGAUGUUGGAGAUCGAGCUAGGUCUAAAUAUUGAAGAUUACUAUCAAGAUCGACCCGAGUUUUAUGAUGCUCAAGGUACUCUAACCGUCAAUGCGAGUCACAUCAUCGCAAUGGAGAUUUUCAAGACGUCAGACCUGUGGGAGGAGAGGGACACGUUCAAACCUUUCAAGGAAUUGAUUGGGGCUUGCUUGACUGCCGAUCCGUUUAGAAGUCUAGCGGAGCAUCCAGGACAACUUCGCGAUGCAAUCUACAAGCAUGUUGUUGCGCCUUUGAAGGGAUUCUAUGAGAUAGCGUGGGGGGACUUUGAAGAGUCAGACGUUGGACCUAUCCGCGUCCAGCCGGAAGGCGCAGAGAUGCCCCUGAUUGCCGGGUUCCAACGUCUUGCGACUGGUGCAAACGACCGGAGCCGGAGUGCGACGAUGCCGCUACCGAAAGGAUCAGUCAGUGAAGUCAGUUCCGCUCCUACAUCCGAUCGGUGGUUUGCCCAGCUUGAGAACCUGAAGACCAUCUUACGUCUUCCUCGAAGCAAAAGCGAUGCUUCAUACGCGCCUACGAAGAUAGCCAUCUUAGACACAGGCAUUGACAAGUCACAUUCCUCGUCUGUCGUGGAGUACCGGGACUUCUUGGACCCCAAGGAUGUCCAUCGUUGCGACAGUACUGGGCACGGAACCAGUGCCUUCAAGUUGCUACAGAAGGUGUACCCGGAAGCCCAAAUAUUUGUUGGUCGUGUGUGGGAGAGUAACCAAGCAAAUCAUGACACUGAAAAUAUCAUGACCAAGGCAAUUCGCUACGCUAGAGAGACCUGGAAAGUCGACAUCAUCAUCAUGCCAUCGGGCUUCGAAUCCGAAGACGAAGACAUGCUCAGAGCAAUCGAAGAAGCAAACGCAGCCCGCGUGCUGCUCUUCGCCGCCGCGUCCAACCAUGGGAAUUUGACAAACAUUGCAUUCCCAGCGCGCCUCUACCGAGCAGAAAAAACAUUCUGCAUGUUCUCCACCGACGCCAAUGCCAGGAGUCUGCCAGCCUUCAAUCCCUCCCCCUUACCAGGAGCUCGCAAUAGCUUCGCGAUCCUAGGAGAAGGCAUCACACUUGGUAGUGAUCCUCCCCUGUCAGGGACUUCAUUCUCAACCGUGAUUGGGGCGGCGCUCGCUGGGCGCAUUAUUGAUUUUUCGCGGCAUCAUGACACCCGGAGCCAGAUUCGCAGGUCGGAACACCUGAAGCGGGUGGAGGGCAUGGCGUCUGUGUUUGCCAAGAUGGCGAGGAUGGAUAAUGGGUACCGGUGCAUCGCUCCCUGGAGGCUGUUGCCCCAGAUGGAUUACGAAGACUUGUUGGACGUUUCCAACCGCUCGGAGAUCCGCCGGCGGCUCUGUGAGGUCAUUUCCGGAGCGUUGGAGGAGGUCUAUGGAUGA